Molecule: messenger RNA, 738 nt
Organism: Eublepharis macularius
Lineage: Eukaryota; Metazoa; Chordata; Lepidosauria; Squamata; Eublepharidae
Product: zinc finger protein 232-like
Exons: 2
Coding region: 1-738 (245 amino acids)
Source: RefSeq, a predicted model, not a curated record
AUGUGUCUGACAGCUCUACAGCAAGUGAAGGAGGACCCAGAGGAGGGGCUGCAGCAGUGUUGGGAAGCCCGAUGGCAGGAGUUCCUGAAGGCAGCGAAGUCCCAUAACACAGGACUGAAAAAAACAGAGGCCCCUAAGCCCUCUGCAGGGGAUGACAGUAAGAAACCUCCAGACUCCCUCGUGGGAGUAGCUGUUUCCAGUCAACAUCCAACAGGGGACUCUGUGGCACGAUUCUUUCCAGACUGCGAAGCACAAGAGGCCUUCAACAGCCUGGAUCCUUCUGUGAAAGUGAAGGAAGAGAUUCCAGAGGAGGACGCUGUUGGCUUGGAGAUACAGCGCCAGCGCUUCAGGCAGUUCGGCUACCAGGAGGCUGAGGGACCCCAAGAGGUCUUCCGCCAUCUCCGAGCACUUUGCUAUGAGUGGCUGAAGCCACGAAGCCGCACCAAAGAGCAGAUCCUGGAGCUGCUGAUCUUGGAGCAGUUCUUGAGCAUCCUCCCCCAAGAAAUGCAGAGCUGGGUAAGGGAACGUGGCCCUAAAUCCUCUGCCCAGGCAGUGGCCCUUGCUGAAGAUUUCUUAGCGGGACAGCAAGAGGUUAAGAGAGCAGAACCAAAGAUGCUGGAGACUUUGCAGGAGGUGGCUAAUAAAUCCCUCUCAGAGGACAAAGUGAAAGUGCAACUGGUCAUGGAGACAACACCUGAAAAGGAGGAGGAGGCUCGCUCGCUUGGUAAGGGUUUCUAG